GUUUAGCACAUGCGCAGAGCGGAUCGUUUAGACGAAUCGCUAGCUAAACGUGAGCAACAAAUUCAGUAGUGUCUUUUAAAGUGUGUCUUCUGGGCGCUAGUGUCGGCUAAUGGACUGCAAAUGGGGUGUUAACUAACCUAAAGAUACAAAUAAACAGGUUGCUGUUGUCCUGCUUCUACUGACAAUGGAGCAGUAUGAGGGGGCUGUUAUGCAGCUGAAGAGACAAGUGGAAGAUGAAAGGAUGACUUGUGAUGAGACCGUGAACUUGCUGAACAACGCUUUAAACCGUUUUGUGAACAUGGCCGCAGUCCAGAAGGACAGCAGUGUGCUGUCCAGAGUCAAGUCUGUCUUGUAUCAGAGCGGUGUUCUGCACCACUGUAUCACCCUUCUCACCCUGGAUCCUCCAUCACUGCGAGGCAACUGGAGCGCUGCUGCCACACUUGCCUCGCUCACCAGUUCCUGUUGUGUGGGGGUGGAACCCAGUGGACUGUCGGAGACCUUUCAUAGGCUGUUCCUGCCAUCGGUCAUGGACAGCCUCUUGUUAUUAGCUAGUCAGCUUGCGAGGCGAACACAGCCUGUCUCUCUCUUUAAGAAGGUGAUGGACUCGGUCAGCCGGAUUCUGCGAACGCAUGCGCAGCUCACCAUGCACAUUCUCAGCUCGGCCCACUAUGAGUUCAUCCAGGGCAGUGAUGCCACCACAGCAUUGCUGUGUGUCCAAAUGUGGAUUGACACAUGCAUAGCUAGCAGUGACUACCUGUCCAAGUUGUGUGAUGACUCCAUCCUGCUAUUGCUCAAUGAGGCUGUCGGCCAAUUAACUGUCACUUCUGACACGGCAGUGGGCGGGGCCUCUGUCAGAUUAAUCCUCCAGAUGUCCAAUCAGCUGCCACUCCAGACCUCCAGACUCCUCCUCCAGUUCAAAGGCCUGGACAGCCUAUUGGACAAAGACUGGCGGGGGCGUGGCUUUGAUCAAGAAGUCCAUCAGCUGAUCACACUCAUCCAGUCUUGUGCGAACACAUCUUCAGUGGAGUGUGUGAGAGCGGCGUGUGUGAUUCAGGCGGCCUGGAGAGCAUAUCUGACCAGACGCAGACUUAAGACUCUCAACAGUGUCGUCUCCAUGCUGCAGCGACGCUUUAGAGCUCGUAAGGAACAACAGCAGCAGCAGAGGGCAGCGCAGCAGUGGGAGGAGGAGUUGAAUUUCCAGGUAUGUAUACAGCGUCAGCAGGCAAGAACCAAGUUCCACCAGAAACAGAGACAGCUGCUGCAGCUUCUACCACCUGACCAGGUGCAGUCGUACCUACAGGAGUGCGAGCGACGCGCAGCUGUGUUGAUCCAAAGCGCUUGGAGAGGAUUUCUGAUCAGACGACACCUUGACUUCCAGCGACGUACAUUAAGACACAUGCAAACUCAGCAACACGCUGCCAGGACACUGCAGAAAGCUGUGCGUCAUUUUCUUCAGAAGCGUUGUGCAGCAGAUGUCUUGGUCAGCAGAUGUUGCUGGAUUGGACAGAAGGGUUUGACGGACAGCCAGAGGGCAGUGUGGAAGACACAGGUGGAAGAAUAUGUCAGGUUGCAUCCUUCGAUGGGGGUGAGUCGUGAGCAGUGUGAACAUCUCCAUGUCGACGUGCAAAGGCGGUUGCAGGUGCUGAAGCAGCAGAUGAUGCAACGUAUGAGGGAGCAUCAAAAAAUAGAGUCUCUGCUGGCUCACACUCACAAUCAGCUGGACCUUCUCAAAGAAAGCCUUCCUCUCUCAGAUGUCAAGAUGACAGAUUUCGAGCGUUUCCUGAGCCCUUGUGGUACCAUGGCCACUCAGGCCCGUGAUGCCCACAAUGCCAGGCUGCAAGACCACAAGCUGCCCUGGUGGCGGACUUUGGAUGGCAUGACUGCAGGACUCUAGUGCGGGCCUCCCCACGUAAAGGACUUGUUGUGGGAUAGAAGUGAUUAUAAAUGAAAAUGAACAUUCA
Molecule: messenger RNA, 1961 nt
Organism: Dunckerocampus dactyliophorus (ringed pipefish)
Lineage: Eukaryota; Metazoa; Chordata; Actinopteri; Syngnathiformes; Syngnathidae
Product: IQ calmodulin-binding motif-containing protein 1-like
Exons: 15
Coding region: 185-1894 (569 amino acids)
Biological process (GO): cilium assembly
Cellular component (GO): cilium
Molecular function (GO): calmodulin binding
Source: RefSeq, a predicted model, not a curated record